Hermetia illucens (black soldier fly) is the source of this 920-nucleotide messenger RNA. Its product is annotated as EF-hand calcium-binding domain-containing protein 1-like. The transcript is spliced from 2 exons. The coding region runs from base 187 to 849 and encodes 220 amino acids. The record is from RefSeq and is a predicted model, not a curated record. Gene Ontology annotation, molecular function: calcium ion binding. NCBI's taxonomy places the organism in Eukaryota, Metazoa, Arthropoda, Insecta, Diptera, Stratiomyidae.
CUCUAUCUAUCUGUUUUCAAACAAUAUUCAAAAUUAGUUUCAUUUUACAGCUCUUCAUUGCAACUUUUAAUGUCUUUAACAUUUUAAUUCCUUGUGCUCAAGUAAAUUGUUAAUUUAAGAUUCGAGGAAGUCGUUAUUGUCAAAUUCCACUUCGAUGAUUAGAACAUUUUCCCAACUAUCGAGAACAUGAAGCUGGAUUUAACGAUUAGUGAAACGGAAGACAAACUUUUCCGAAUAUUGUAUUCCGACGUAAGAAGGCGUAUUCUUCGUGAAGUCAACGCUGCCAAUAUGUCCCCUUCCCUUAUAGAAUGCCUUCUGAUACUAUAUUUUAAAUUCCUUGUGGCAAAUGGGCACCGUUUUAAAUAUAUGACCGGGAAACAACUAGCGAACUUAUACCAUAUCUAUUUCAACAUGCCAGAUUUUGAUUUUAUUGAGGAAAUUAUUAGUUAUAUUAACCCGACUGUAAGGAACGGCCUAUCGGCUGAAGGAUUUAUCAAAUUAGUCGAGAUCUGGGCGUUCAGCAAUUUGGAGCAAAAGAUGAAAUUUUGCUUUGCGAUUUACACCUAUAGAGAUCCAAGGGGAGUUAUCACCAGGAACAGAUUGAAAAAGCUUUGCCGCAAUAUGAUUUAUAUGGAGUCCUUGGAGGACUCAUAUGAUCUUUUAAACGAGUACGUUGAUAUUGUUUUAAGGAAAAUGGAUGUUGACCGUGAUGGAAUCAUCUCCUAUAGGGAUUAUGAAAGUAUUGUGACAAGAAACCCAAGGUUACUUGAAUUCGCUGGUCGAGUAAUGCCAGAUAUAACAAGAUUGUAUGAAACUAUUGGUGAUAUGAAACAGACAAGCAUAACAUAAUUUAUUUGAACGUCAUUUAGUCAUAGUUUAAUACACAUUGUUAAUAGUAAAUUAUAUUUUCGAUAAUUUUA